CAUCUUAACUCAAUUACCAUCCUUCCAAGCUAGAAACUUAUAUCCACCCUCUUAUCUCAAGAUGCCGCCCUCUAUGCUUGUUUAUUCAUGUGGUCAAUGCGGGAAAUAGAGCAACCUGGUGCGCUGCACGGGGUUUAAAGCUAUGUUCUACUGCGGCCAAGAACACCAGGUAGCCCACCGCGACGCACACAAAAUCGCCUGCAAAGACGUCUCAAGAGCACGCAAGGAAUGCGAAAGAGAAGAGGUAAAGAUUCGAAAUACUCCAGAUGAUGGCGUUAGUUGGGGCAACGCCUUCGAAAGGAAUCGGGCACUUCUGGGUGAUGCACGAAACUCGCGACUGCAUGAGGGCGCGGUUUGACUGGGCUGACGCUCUUGCGGAUAUGGGGACAAGGACGGGAGUCGAGGAACAACUUGCUCAUUUCCUGGCUAUGCUAGGAUUGUGCCGGAGUGACAAUAUGGGUCUUCGCUCGCUCGUUCCUGGGAUUAUGCUUCGGCUGAACAAGGAUCAGGAGUGCUACGACUUUAUCAAGUGGUUCUUCGUUGGCGAGGAUGACUACGACUGGGGGAACACGGAUUUGCCCUUUCUGGAUAUCAAGGAUGCGAACGUGUUCGAGGACGUGGAGGUGUUCACCAAGAACAAGUGGGCGGAUCUAACUCAGCUUGUGUCAUUGACGUUGCUCAAGAUCAAGCUACUGCUUGACUUUAAAGCGCUGCAAAGCAGUACAAUAACCGUUGGCGCAAAGGUUCCCAGAGAAGUCCUGGAUAAUAUACGAUCCGGUAUCCCACUCAGCCCUGUGAUUGUCAAAGCUAAAAGGCUCGUUCAAAGCGACAACCAUACAGUAGUCAUUCUGAAGCUUCGUCAGCAAAUCGGCCAGCUAGUUACAUCAACUUGUGAAGGAGCGAAACAAGCACUUGUGGGACUUGCUGCUCUCCCACGACAGGCCCAGUUCCCCUGGUUACUAUUACAUGGUAAUAUUGAAGAAGCAGAUAUGGCGCUUACAAAUGUUGAAGACGCAUGGCGCCAACUUCCUGCUGCUCGUGAAUUUGUUAAAUCUCUGCAGGCCCGAGUUAUUGCUAUCAAACCAAGUUAA
Messenger RNA from Aspergillus calidoustus, 1091 nucleotides. The record is from the annotation of a GenBank genome assembly. NCBI's taxonomy places the organism in Eukaryota, Fungi, Ascomycota, Eurotiomycetes, Eurotiales, Aspergillaceae.